Molecule: messenger RNA, 2289 nt
Organism: Cajanus cajan (pigeon pea)
Lineage: Eukaryota; Viridiplantae; Streptophyta; Magnoliopsida; Fabales; Fabaceae
Source: RefSeq, a predicted model, not a curated record
AUGGAAGAUUCCGUCAUCAAUGUCUUCAAUGACACUAAAACUCAUCAACUAGUAGUUUGUGUCAAGAAUGAUAGAUCUGUAGGCUCUUUAGGUGUGUGGAUUGGGGAUAAUCCAUUCGACUUUGUUAUUCCUAUCACGUUGUGCCAAAUCAUCAUACACACUUUAAUCUCUCGAUCACUUCAUUAUGUUCUCAGGCCUAUUCGAACACCCAAAUUCGUCUGCUGCGUCGUCGCUGGAAUUCUGUUGGGUCCAACAUUCAUAGGGCGCGAGAGAGCUAUCGUGGGGGCUCUAUUUCCGGUGAAACAAUCUUCAGUUUUGAACACGGUUGCGAAAGUAGCCAUUGCUUAUUGGGUGUUCAUCACUAGUCUCAAAAUGGACGUAAUGACAACAUUAAAAGUAGCGAAACGUUAUUGGCGAUUUGGUGUAAUUCCUUUCUUUUCUUCAUUUUUUGUCACAGUAACCCUAUUGUUUUGGUACAAUCCCACCGUUGCUAGCAGAGGCAAAGUCCAAAACUUCCCCAACAUCUUCACCUUGAGCAGUUUCGCUGUGGUGUCUGAAACCCUAUCGAACUUAAACCUCGUAGGCACCGAGAUGGGGCAGAUUGCUCUAUCUUCAGCCAUGACCAGCGAGAUAUUGCAGUGGAUCACGAUGGAGAUCCAGUUCAACUCAAAAGAGACCCCGGAAUAUAUGCUUGUGCUUUUGAUAAGUGUCAGCGUAAUCGCUAUGAUAUGUCUUUGUAUUGUGCGACCAAUGGUGAAAAUGGUUAUUGAGAGAACACCACCGGGGAAGCCAAUAAAAGAAGCACACGUUAUCAUCAUACUUCUGGGACCUCUAAUGAUGGCAGCACUUAGUGACGUAUUUGGCAUAUAUUUCCUUGUAGGACCUCUCUUCUAUGGUUUUGUUUUACCCAGUGGACCCCCCCUGGCGACAACAAUUUUGGAGAGAAGUGAAGUGAUCAUCUCACACUUUCUUAUGCCUUUCUUCUACUUGUUCAUUGGCUUAAGGACAGAUAUUACUGGAAUUCCUCAGCAUUGGCCUGUGGUUCUAUCAGUUCUGGCUAUCUUACUUGUCGGGUGCUUGGUUAAGAUUAUUGAUAAUGAAGUCUUCAGCAUAUCGGUGAUGUACGUGUUGUUCAUAACAUCAGUUUGCAUACCCUUGAUUAAAUCCUUGUACAGGCACCGUCGGGUGCUGCAAACGCCAUCCAUACACGAAAGAGGUGUGAGAACAAUCCAAAGCAUUUUGGAGAACCAAGGGUUCAACAUCGUGUCAUGUGUUCACACGGACGAACUCGUGCACAGCAUGAUUGCCCUGAUAGAAGCAUGCAGCCCCACCAUACAAAGCCCCAUAUCCAUCUACGUGGUGCACCUCAUUGAACUCGUUGGCAAAACCACACCGAUUCUUCUUCCCAUGAACGUUAACAACAGAAAAUCUUUGUCGGUAAACUACCCCAACACCAACCACAUUCUUCGUGCCUUCGAAAAUUACUCCAACAACUCAAGUGGACCAGUAAGAAUUCUCUCAUACGUGAACGUGGCUCCAUACAAAAGCAUGCAUGAAGCAGUUUGCAACCUCGCCGAAGAUAGCUCCGUGCAUGUCAUCAUUAUUCCGUUUCACCAAAACGACAAUUCUUUAAGUAACCACGUGGCAACCAAAGUUCGAGAACUCAACGCAAGCUUUCUCGCAAAUGCGCAAUGCACGGUGGGGAUUCUCGUGGAUAGAUACUCGAUGCUGAGUGGCAGUAGCUCCAAGGUUUCUUUCCACGUUGGAAUCUGCUUCAUAGGUGGAAAAGACGAUAGGGAAGCGUUGGCAUUGGGGAUUCGAAUGUUGGAGCGCAUGAACACGCGUGUCACCUUGUUUAGGUUUGUUGUGGUCAACAAAGAACAACAUGCGAGUUUUGUGGAGAAAGAAGAGGAGAUACUAGAGAGAACGUUGGACGAGAGUUUGGUAGAUGAGUUCAAGGCGAAUAAAAACUUUAGUAGUGACUUUGUUAACGUGAUGUACCACGAGAUUGUGGUGGAGGAUUGCAUUCAGGUGUUGGAAGCGAUUCGGGGAAUGGAGAACGACUAUGACCUAGUGAUGGUGGGGAAGAGACAUAGCAUGGGGGAUUUAAUGGAAGAGGAAAUGUCCAAUUUCAUGGAUAAUGCGAAACAGUUGGGGAUUUUUGGGGACAUGUUGGCAUCAAAUGAGUUUUGUAAAGGGAGAGUUCCAGUGUUGGUGAUGCAGUGUGGUGAGAAACGGGUGAAACAGUUAGAAAAUAAAGUUGUUCCUGGUUACUCCACCACUAAUUAA